This is a messenger RNA of Nymphalis io (European peacock), 2775 nucleotides long. RefSeq names its product glucose-6-phosphate 1-dehydrogenase (gene Zw). NCBI's taxonomy places the organism in Eukaryota, Metazoa, Arthropoda, Insecta, Lepidoptera, Nymphalidae. Bases 129 to 1613 code for a protein of 494 amino acids. The transcript has a single exon. Gene Ontology annotation, cellular component: cytosol. Gene Ontology annotation, biological process: glucose metabolic process; pentose-phosphate shunt, oxidative branch. Gene Ontology annotation, molecular function: NADP binding; glucose-6-phosphate dehydrogenase activity. The record is from RefSeq and is a predicted model, not a curated record.
CGAAGGACAUAAAUAGCAAUAUUUUCCCGGCCGCUCCGCUAAACUUAAACAUAAACCAUCAGUUUAUUGUAAGUUACAGUUUGUGUGAGUCGUCUAAUUUAUAAAAACGUUUCAAAAUCAACCACAUAAUGGAAAAUAAAGCUGAUUUUCAAUAUCCACAUACUUUUGUUUUACUUGGAGCUUCGGGUGAUCUCGCUAAGAAAAAGAUUUAUCCUACUAUUUGGUAUUUGUAUCGUGACAAUUUAUUACCGAAAAAUACUAAAUUUAUUGGUUAUGCGCGAACGAAACAGACGUUGGAAGAUGUGAAAGAAAAAUCGAAGAAGUACAUCAAAGUGCGGCCUGGCGAUGAAAGUAAACUAAAAGAAUUUUGGGAAGCUAAUGAUUACGUUUCUGGUUCCUAUGAUAAAAGGGUGGACUACGAAUUUCUAAAUCAACAUAUUAGCAAGUCUGAAAAGGGACCGCUUGCUAAUAGAAUAUUUUACUUAGCAGUUCCUCCAACAGUAUUUCAAGAUGUUACAGUGAACAUAAGGAAUGCAUGUGUUGCUAUCAAAGGGUACACCCGGGUAAUAAUCGAAAAACCAUUUGGUAGAGAUGAUGAAAGCUCUGAAAAAUUAAGCAGUCAUUUGAUUGGUUUAUUUAAAGAAGAGCAAAUUUAUAGAAUCGAUCAUUAUCUUGGAAAGGAAAUGGUACAAAACUUAAUGACAAUUAGAUUUGCUAACCAAAUUUUUAGCCCCUCAUGGAAUAGAGAAAAUAUUGCAUCUGUUUUGAUAUCUUUUAAGGAACCUUUUGGUACUGAGGGUAGAGGUGGUUAUUUUGAUAGUUUUGGCAUUGUACGUGAUGUAAUGCAAAAUCACCUUUUGCAAAUACUGUCUCUAGUUGCCAUGGAGAAGCCGGUAACAUUAAAUCCCAAUGAUAUAAGAGAUGAAAAAGUUAAAGUUCUUAGACAUAUCAAGCCUAUAGACCUCAAAAAUUUGCUUGUUGGGCAGUAUGUCGGCAACCCAAAUGGACAAGGAGAAGAAAAAUUGGGUUACCUUGAUGAUCCCACCGUGCCUAAAGAUUCUGUAACUCCAACAUAUGCAGUAGCUGUUAUAUAUAUUGAUAACUCCCGAUGGCAAGGCGUGCCGUUUAUUCUUCGUUGUGGAAAAGCACUCAAUGAAAGAAAAGCUGAAGUAAGAGUGCAAUAUAAAGACGUGCCUGGGGAUAUUUUUGAAGGUCAUACUAAAAGAAAUGAGUUAGUUAUACGUGUCCAGCCUGGUGAAGCAUUAUAUUUGAAAUUGAUGAGCAAAUCUCCUGGAAUGAAGUUUGAUUUAAUGGAAACUGAACUGGAUUUAACUUAUAGUAUGCGCUACAGAGAAGCCGACGUACCUGAUGCUUACGAAAGAUUAAUACUUGAUGUUUUCACUGGAACCCAAAUGCAUUUUGUAAGAAAUGAUGAAUUGAAGGAAGCAUGGCGUAUUUUCACUCCAGUGUUGAAGCAAUUAGAGGUAGAACAUAUCAAACCUCUUCCCUAUAUGUAUGGAUCUCGUGGACCACGUGAAGCAGAUGCCAUGUUGGCUAAGUGUGACUUUAAAUAUUCAGGAUCGUACAAAUGGCAAAAACCUACACUUGGUUAACAUAGCCACCAAUGAAAAUUGAUCUAAGGGUGGUGGGAGGUACUGCUUUGUUAAGGUUUAUACUUGCUUUUUUUACAUUUGAAUAUUUAUUAUACAUAAGAAAAGUUUUGAAGGUAAUUUUCUCCUUGUCAUUCCAGUUUUUGUCAUUGUUAACUUCAUUUUAUUACUAAGGUCAUUUUAAGGUCAAAUUUAUUAACAUGCAUUGCAUUUAAGUUUCUAAUAACUUUUAUGUCAAUGUUGGAAAUUUAUUAUCAAAUUUAAAUGUAGAAAUGUGAUAAUUUUAUAUAAAUAAGAAUAUAAUUUUAAUCACACAAAAUGUUACUUAUGAAAGUCUAUAUAAUACUUGUCAGUUUGUGAUUAUGCAGAGGUCAAAGUUUUAACCUUGAAAUGCAGAUUAACUGUUUAUGCAUUAAUUCUUUCAUUAAAACUAUUUCAUUUGAAAUCAAAUUUGAACAAAUACAUUCCUAAAAGCAUUUCAAUUUAUUAGCCAUUAAAUGGUAUUAUUUAUGUGGAUUGUGAACAUUAUGUAUACUCUGUUGUUGAUAUUAUGUAUGUGGUACUUUUGCUCAAAACAAUGAUUAAGCAAUUCUGUUAUAUUAUUCAAUAAUACUCUAUAUUCAUUAAGUGUUUGUUGUGUUGCAUAUCUCUCAAAGAUUAUUUUCAUGUAAAGUUUUAAGGACACUACGGCUCAAGAGUUGUUGUCAAUUAAAACUAUGAACCAAUUCAUAACGAUGUAAUGUUUUUUAUUGUUUGUAUUAAAUACAACCCUUUUAAAUAUAAAUUGUUAUAGAUUUAUUGAAGAAAACAUAUAAAAUGCUUGUUUUUAAUUGAGAAAGUAUUCAUAAAUUAUAAUGUUUGUAUAAUAAUUAGAUUUGUGUUAUAUACAGUUUUAUAUUUAAAUAUAUAAUCAUUAUAAAAAAUAUUUGAAGUAUCAUAGGUUUCUAAGAAAUGGAUUUUAUCUUGUCCAGCUUUAAUUGGGUGUUAAACUUUGUAUGUAAUCUGUUUCAUAUCUUCAAGCACUUUUUGUACACUUUUAUACAAUGUUGAAAAUGUUUUAUACUAAAUUUAUGAAGAUGGUGAUAUACAAUGGAUAAAAGGGAUUUUCGAAUAUUUUACACUAAUAUCACAUUAAAAAUACUUUUUUAAUAUAUUUUUAUGACUA